AUGGCCAACAAGGGUGCGCUGACGGCAGCGGCAGCGAUUCUGCUCCUCGUGCUCGUACUCUUUCAGGCCAUCCCCACUGAUGCAGCUCGCCGGAUGGCGCAGGGUUUGGGCCUCCUCUUGUUCGCCUAGUCGAGAUCCAUGUUUCUUCUUCGAUUCUGCAUGACCGAGUAUGUUUUCACUGGAGAACUAAUAUAUAUGUCUCUGUUUGCAUGAUCAUGCAGAGUUAGCGCCCGCAGCGCCGCCCCCACCCCCCAGGAACUUGGUUCCGAUUUGUCAACGUUGUUUCUUUCCUCCGGCACCUGUUUUUUACUGUCCAGCCUGCCUCUGUUGCUCUCCGAAGCCAGCGUUCGGGUGCUGCAAGUGCUGCACCGGACCGAUCGAGACCUUCGGGUCGCCGCAUCCGUGA
Molecule: messenger RNA, 406 nt
Organism: Spirodela intermedia
Lineage: Eukaryota; Viridiplantae; Streptophyta; Magnoliopsida; Alismatales; Araceae
Source: the annotation of a GenBank genome assembly